This is a messenger RNA of Cercocebus atys (sooty mangabey), 524 nucleotides long. Its product is annotated as putative V-set and immunoglobulin domain-containing-like protein IGHV4OR15-8. Gene Ontology annotation, molecular function: immunoglobulin receptor binding; antigen binding. The transcript has 3 exons. Bases 48 to 524 code for a protein of 158 amino acids. The record is from RefSeq and is a predicted model, not a curated record. Gene Ontology annotation, cellular component: immunoglobulin complex, circulating; blood microparticle; external side of plasma membrane. Lineage: Eukaryota; Metazoa; Chordata; Mammalia; Primates; Cercopithecidae. Gene Ontology annotation, biological process: innate immune response; phagocytosis, engulfment; defense response to bacterium.
CCUUAAAUUCAGGCUCCUGCUCACAUGGGAAAUGCUCUCUGAGAGUCAUGGACAUCCUGUGCAAGGACAUGAAGCACCUGUGGUUCUUCCUCCUCCUGGUGGCAGCUCCCAGAUGGGUCCUGUCCCAGGUGCAGCUGCAGGAGUCGGGCCCAGGACUGGUGAAGCCUUCGGAGACCCUGUCCCUCACCUGCGCUGUCUCUGGUGGCUCUAUCAGCAGUAGUUACCACUACUGGAGCUGGAUCCGCCAGGCCCCAGGGAAGGGACUGGAGUGGAUUGGGUACAUCUCUUAUAGUGGUAGCACCAACUACAACCCCUCCCUCAAGAGUCGAGUCACCAUUACAACAGACACGUCCAAGAACCAGUUCUCCCUGAAGCUGAGCUCUGUGACCGCCGCGGACACGGCCGUGUAUUACUGUGCGUGCAACACAGUGAGGGGAGUUGAAUUCUUCCUCAAUUACCAAGGACUGAAGAGACUUUCAAUGAAAUUUGGCUGUCAAUGCCCCCAGCACCACAUCACUUUUUAA